AUGGAGAGCAUGACUUUACAAAAUGACUCCUCAGUGACUGAAUUUCUUCUUGCUGGAUUAACAGACCGCCCAGAGCUCCAGCAACCCCUCUUUUUCCUUUUUCUGAUGAUCUACAUUGUCACCGUGGUGGGCAACCUUGGCUUGAUCAUUCUCAUCGGUCUCGACUCUCACCUCCACACCCCCAUGUACUACUUCCUCUUCAACCUAUCCUUCAUUGAUCUCUGUUACUCUUCUGUUUUCACCCCCAAGAUGCUGAUGAACUUUGUAUCAAGGGAGAACAUCAUCUCCUAUGUCGGGUGCAUGACGCAGCUGUUUUUCUUUCUCUUUUUUGUCAUCUCGGAAUGCUACAUGUUGACGUCAAUGGCCUAUGACCGCUAUGUGGCCAUCUGUCAUCCAUUGCUGUAUAGGGUCACCAUGUCCCAUCAGGUCUGUUGCUUGCUAAGUGUUGCAGCAUACAUGAUGGGGUUUGCUGGAGCCUCUGCCCACACAGGCUGCAUGCUUAGACUGACCUUCUGCCAUGUCAACAUCAUCAACCAUUACCUGUGUGACAUUCUUCCUCUUCUCCAACUCUCUUGCACCAGCACCUAUGUCAAUGAGGUGGUAGUUCUGAUAGUCGUGGGAAUUAAUAUCACAGUACCCAGUUUUACCAUCCUGAUUUCUUAUGUCUUUAUCCUCACUAGCAUUCUUCAUAUCAGAUCUGCUCAAGGACGAUCAAAAGCCUUCAGUACCUGCAGCUCUCACAUCAUUGCUCUUUCUCUUUUUUUUGGGUCAGCAGCAUUCAUGUAUCUUAAAUAUUCUCCUGAAUCUAUGGACCUGGGAAAAAUUUCUUCAGUUUUCUAUACUAAUGUGGUACCCAUGCUCAAUCCUCUGAUCUACAGUUUGAGGAACAAGGAUAUCAAGGUUACACUGCAGAAUGCCCUGAUUAAAAUAUGGAGAAGAAACAUGCUGUAG
This is a messenger RNA of Neogale vison (American mink), 951 nucleotides long. RefSeq names its product olfactory receptor 8B3. Gene Ontology annotation, molecular function: olfactory receptor activity; odorant binding; G protein-coupled receptor activity. NCBI's taxonomy places the organism in Eukaryota, Metazoa, Chordata, Mammalia, Carnivora, Mustelidae. The record is from RefSeq and is a predicted model, not a curated record. The transcript is spliced from 2 exons. Bases 1 to 951 code for a protein of 316 amino acids. Gene Ontology annotation, cellular component: membrane. Gene Ontology annotation, biological process: sensory perception of smell; G protein-coupled receptor signaling pathway.